AAUAUUGUAAAGUCAGGCAGGUUGGUAAGAUUAGUCGAGGUGCACGUAAGUUGGUUCAGACAUUCAUGGACACCAAAAUAAUAAUAGUAAUAAUAACAAUAAUAAUAAGUAAAGUGACUUUGGGGUAGGAUCAAACUCCCAGGGGGUGGGGGAGGGAAGUUCGGCGUAUGUAUGGGACCUUUAUCUUGUGAGAUUAGUUGGAGUUCAUAUAAGAUAUCGAUUACUCACAGUAUACAAAGCAAAUUGAAUUUGGAGAGAAACUACUAUGAUUCGAUUUGAACUGAUAUCUUUAUGGUGUUAUCUUUUGUAAAGUUCACUCGUGCCUUGCUUUUUCCUUUUGUGUCUUAGCAUAUGGAAGUUGAUAAUCAUUUAUCCUAGAGGGCAUCUGACCUUUCUACUUUUUAUCCCCUUUUGUUUCUAAACCCUAUAUUUUUGCAGGAAAACUCUUAUUAAGAAACAGUAAUGGAGUUUAUAUUAAGAGGAAUGAAUGAUGAGGGAUCUGAGUGCUACUCUAAUGAAAUGGACAUUCAAAGAUGCCCUUUCCUCAGAAAUAUCAAUAAACCAACCUGCUUUUCCUUCUCCACCUUGAGUUUCACCUUACCGGUUCGGGGAGCGAAAGGGCCAAUUUUUGAGGAUGGUCCUAAUUUUGACACAGCAUUUAAGCUCUUUCAUGGUAAAGAUGGAGUUGUCCCACUAUCUGAGAGAACCGGCUUUGAGAAAAUAUCGUCAGAACCAGAGACGGCUCCUCAUUUCAACCCCUUGGCAGCAAAAGCUGCAACCAUCAGUCUGUCAGCUUUUGGACCAGGAGGGCCAUUCAGCUUCGGUAACUUCUCUGAGAAAUGGAAGAAACAAAAGUCUGAGGCAUCCAACAAGAAUGAUCAUUCGUCAAAGAAAAAAGAAAGUUCAUCCAAGCACGAGGCUCUGGGAAAUGAAUGGUUGGAAACAGGAAACUGUCCAAUUGCUAAGUCUUUUAGAGCUGUUAGCGGAGUUCUCCCACUUGUUGCAACAGCUUUUCAGCUACCACCUGGUAUGAAGCUUAAGUGCCCGCCUGCUAUAGUUGCUGCUCGUGCUGCCCUCGCUCGUACAGCAUUUGUAAAAAAUCUGCGUCCUCAGCCCCUUCCUUCAAAAAUGCUUGUCAUUGCGGCCUUAGGCAUGGCAGCAAACGUUCCUCUUGGUAUAUGGAGAGAACACACUCAGAAGUUUUCAUUUUCAUGGUUUGUGGCAAUUCAUGCAGCUGUACCCUUUAUUGCCAUGCUUCGGAAAUCUGUCUUGAUGCCAAAGACAGCCAUGGCGAUGACCAUAGCUGCUUCUGUACUAGGGCAGGUUAUCGGCUCGAGGGCUGAACGUAUGCGAUUGAAAGCUAUUGCCGAGAAGGGAAAGGCAACAACAGUUAUACCAGCACUAGAGUCUACUCCAAGCUAUGAGUUAACCCAGGUGGAUGCCAUAGUAGGUGGUCGUUGUGGUGUAGAAAGAAUGGUGUUUGAUCCUCUCCGAAAGGAUGGUAGGCAAACGUCUUCACCGGCAAAUGUAUGCUCGUAAGGUGACUUCGUAUAGAUACAAGCAUAUUACGAAAUAAAUGAAGUGCCAUUGAUAUUGUUAAUGGGACUGGACUUGUUAUGAAAUGUAGAUUUAAUAGAUAUUCAACCUUUGUCAUGGCUGGCUAUCAUAUAAUGUUAUGCAUUACGCUUUUGAAAAGUUACCCUUUAGCUAAACAUAAAUGAAAAAUCCUUAUUAAAGACUGGUUGAAUGUGAAAACCGAUCUUGUAAUGUAAUCCCAGUUCAUGUUGCCUUUUACAGAGCCCCUACAAGAUGGCGAUUAUGGAAUGAAAUAGACCGUAAUUAUUGUGCACUGAUA
This is a messenger RNA of Benincasa hispida (wax gourd), 1855 nucleotides long. RefSeq lists its product as uncharacterized. Gene Ontology annotation, cellular component: chloroplast. Lineage: Eukaryota; Viridiplantae; Streptophyta; Magnoliopsida; Cucurbitales; Cucurbitaceae. The record is from RefSeq and is a predicted model, not a curated record.